Molecule: messenger RNA, 1643 nt
Organism: Lolium perenne
Lineage: Eukaryota; Viridiplantae; Streptophyta; Magnoliopsida; Poales; Poaceae
Product: acyl transferase 5
Source: RefSeq, a predicted model, not a curated record
UUGAGCUCGUGGCAGCCACCACCAGUCGGCAACAACCUCCAUUCACAGCACAGUGGGGGGAGCGAAAGCGGCAAAUCAACCAACCCCGCGCCAUCCCAUUUCCCUCACCAACCCACUAGACCAUGGCCGCCGCCGCCGCCGCGCCCACCGUCGCCAAGUCGCCGCCGGUGCUCGUCCCUCCAGCGGGACCCACCCCGGGUGGCGUGCUGCCGCUCUCCUCCAUCGACAAGACCGCCGCCGUCCGCGUCUCGGUCGACUUCAUCCAGGUCUUCCCCCCGUCUUCUUCCGAUGGGGCCGCCGGGGACCAGGUGGCCGCGAUGCGCGAAGGGUUCGCGAGGGCGCUGGUGCCGUACUACCCGGUUGCCGGCCGCAUCGGGGAGCCGUCCCCGGGCGACCUCGUGGUGGACUGCACCGGCGAGGGCGUCUGGUUCGUGGAGGCCGCCGCGAGCUGCUCGCUCGCCGACGUCAACGGCCUCGAGCGCCCGCUGCUCAUCCCCAAGACGGAGCUCAUCCCCCGCCCUCCCCCGGAAGAGAAGCUCGAGGACCUCAUCCUCAUGGCCCAGGUCACGAAAUUCACCUGCGGCGGAUUCGCCGUCGGGAUCUGCUUCAGCCACCUGGUGUUCGACGGGCAGGGCGCGGCGCAGUUCCUCAAGGCGGCGGGCGAGCUGGCCCGGGGGCUCCCGGCGCCGUCGGUGGCCCCGGUGUGGGACCGCGAAGCGAUCCCGGACCCGCCCAAGCUGCCACGCGGGCCGCCGCCGUCGUUCACGGCGUUCAACUUCGUGACCCAGGUGGUCGAGAUCUCGCCGGAGAACAUCGCGCGCAUCAAGGACGAGUUCAAGGCCGCGACCGGGGGGCAAACCUGCUCUACCUUUGACGCUGUGACGGCCGUGAUUUUCAAGUGCCGUGCGUUGGCGGUGGAGCUACCCGACGACGCUGAAGUCCGGCUCGGCUUUGCCGCCAGCACGAGGCACCUCCUCCAGGGCGUGCUGCCGUCAGUGGACGGCUACUAUGGCAACUGCGUGUACCCUGUGGGCAUCACCCGGAGCAGCAAGACCAUCCGGGAGGCGGCGCUGCCGGAGGUGGUCAGCGUGAUGCGUGAGGCCAAGGAGGCGCUCACCGUGCGCUUCACGGACUGGAUGCACGGCGACGCCAAGGGCGACCACUACAAUGUGCCCCUGGACUACGGCACCGUCACGGUGUCUGACUGGAGCCGGGUUGGGUUCAACGAGGUGGACUACGGCUUCGGCGAGCCGGGGUACGUGUUCACACUCAAUGACGACGUCAACAUCGUCGCGUCGGUGAUCUACCUGAAACCCCCGACGCCCAAGCGCGGGAUCCGGCUCAUGCUCCGCUGCGUGGAGGAGCCACAUGCCGCUGUAUUCGCCCAAGAGCUUGCCAAGUACGCUUAAGCUCGAUGCUUCUUCUCAGCGAUGGGCAUGUACAUGGAUAUGCUCGUGCAUGUAACACCCUCUCACUGUACUUUUUCUUCACACUGGUGUGUGCAAUGUUUUCAUAUAGGUCACCUUCUGGUCCUUUGUGCAGAUAUAAACACUGCAGUAGUAUUUGUCAUGUGUCGAUUUCUUUUCAAUGUGGAUAGUUGUAAACUGCCAACCACAAGAAUGAAUAAAAUCCAGAUUAUGGUA